AUGGCGGAGGGGGACGAGGUGGCGCGGAGGCAGCAGCCGCCCCUGGGGCUGCGGCGCCGGCGGCGGACCAGCGACCCCGGCACCGAGGUCAACCACGUCUCGUCCACGACCUCGCUAGGUGAGGAUUAUGAAGAUGAGAACCUAGUAAACUCUGAUGAGGUUAUGAAGAAACCAUGUCCAGUACAGAUUGUUCUUGCUCAUGAAGAUGACCAUAACUUUGAGCUUGAUGAAGAAGCUUUGGAGCAGAUAUUGCUACAGGAGCACAUUCGUGAUCUUAACAUAGUGGUAGUAUCCGUGGCAGGAGCUUUUCGUAAAGGGAAAUCAUUUCUACUGGACUUCAUGCUUAGAUAUAUGUAUAACAAGGAUUCUCAAAGUUGGAUUGGUGGAAACAAUGAACCAUUGACUGGCUUUACAUGGCGAGGUGGUUGCGAAAGAGAAACAACAGGCAUACAAGUCUGGAAUGAAGUGUUUGUGAUUGACAGACCUGAUGGAACAAAAGUGGCUGUGCUGCUAAUGGAUACUCAGGGUGCCUUCGAUAGCCAGUCAACAAUCAAAGACUGUGCAACAGUGUUUGCUCUGAGCACUAUGACUAGCUCAGUCCAGGUGUAUAAUUUGUCUCAGAAUAUUCAAGAAGAUGAUCUUCAGCACUUGCAAUUAUUUACAGAGUAUGGCAGGCUUGCAAUGGAAGAAAUCUACCAGAAACCAUUUCAGACAUUAAUGUUUUUGAUUCGAGAUUGGAGUUACCCUUAUGAACACUCAUAUGGUUUGGAAGGUGGAAAACAAUUCCUUGAAAAGAGAUUGCAGGUAAAGCAAAAUCAGCAUGAAGAGCUACAGAAUGUAAGGAAGCACAUUCACAAUUGUUUCUCAAAUCUUGGUUGCUUCCUUUUACCACAUCCUGGUCUUAAAGUUGCAACUAAUCCUAGUUUUGAUGGGAGAUUGAAAGAUAUUGAUGAAGACUUUAAACGAGAGCUUCGAAAUCUGGUUCCAUUGCUGCUUGCCCCUGAAAAUUUGGUAGAAAAAGAGAUAAGUGGAUCUAAAGUCACUUGUAGAGAUCUUGUAGAAUAUUUUAAGGCUUACAUAAAAAUUUAUCAAGGAGAGGAACUUCCACAUCCAAAGUCCAUGCUUCAGGCAACAGCUGAAGCUAAUAAUCUUGCUGCAGUAGCAGGAGCAAGAGAGAUUUAUUGCAGAAAUAUGGAACAGGUAUGUGGUGGAGACAAGCCUUACAUUGCACCUUCAGAUCUGGAACGAAAACACUUGGAUCUCAAAGAAGUGGCAAUUAAACAGUUUUGUUCAAUUAAAAAAAUGGGUGGAGAUGAAUUCUGCCGUCGCUAUCAGGACCAGCUUGAAGCUGAAAUUGAAGAAACCUAUGCAAAUUUCAUAAAGCACAACGAUGGCAAAAAUAUCUUCUAUGCUGCUCGUACCCCUGCCACACUGUUUGCAGUCAUGUUUGCUAUGUAUAUAAUCUCAGGACUGACUGGCUUCAUCGGUCUAAACUCUAUAGCCGUCUUGUGUAACCUGGGCAUGGGUUUGGCCCUGACAUCUCUUUGUACUUGGGCAUAUGUUAAAUACUCUGGGGAGUUCAGAGAAAUUGGAACAGUGAUUGACCAGCUUGCUGAAACACUGUGGGAACAGGUAUUGAAGCCCCUGGGUGAUAAUUUGAUGGAGGAAAACAUAAGGCAGUCUGUAACAAACUCUAUCAAAGCAGGCCUGACUGACCAGGUGUCGCAUCAUGCCCGGUUAAAGACUGACUGA
Messenger RNA from Pipistrellus nathusii (Nathusius's pipistrelle), 1752 nucleotides. Lineage: Eukaryota; Metazoa; Chordata; Mammalia; Chiroptera; Vespertilionidae. The record is from the annotation of a GenBank genome assembly.